CAUAAUAAUUCAUUCUUAAUUUCAGGGUUUUUGUCUUAAUUUCAUUUAAUUCUUGUGUUUUUUUUUUGGUUAUCAAUUAAUUAAAUCAAAUGGAAACAAGUGUUGUCGAUACAAAUACUGGUAGUACAGAUUCUGAUCCAUUUGAUAAUAAUAAUGUUAAUAUCAAUAAUAUUGCAAUUUCAUCAUCAUUAAGCCCUAGCAGUAGAAUGAUAAGUAGUAGAACGACGUCGUUUGAUGUUAUUAGAUUCUUACAAGCACCUGUUACUACUAUUUUGGAAUAUUCCGGUGUCCUAAGACCACCACCACCACCGAGGUCGAAUAUUAACGAUUUUAAUGAAUCAGAGGCUAGUUUGAUUCAUGAUCACGAGGUUCGUGAUUCGAAUAGUGUCACGACUAGUGGUGAUCAAAAUGGUGAGGUGUCUAUUAGGAUAACUGGUUCUCCGGAUUCUGGAGAAGAUGGCGGUGGGCCGGUUGGUGGGCCAGAGGUGGCGGACUCGAGUGAUGUAGAUGGUGGGAAUGGGGAAAGUGGGAGUCAUAGUGAUUCGUCUUAUCAACAACGGUACGAUAUGCAGCAGGUUUCUAGAUGGGUUGAGCAGAUUCUUCCGUUUUCGUUACUCUUGUUAAUUGUCUUCAUUCGCCAGCAUUUGCAAGGUUUCUUUGUCACGAUCUAUGUAACUGCCUUCAUGUACAAGUCUAAUGAUAUUCUCCGAAAGCAGACAGCUUUAAAGGGGGAGAGAAGACUGUCUGUUCUUGGUGGUUAUUAUAUUGUUUUUGUGCUUCAUGUGAUUGGAGUAUACUGGUGGUACCAAAAUGAUGAUCUUUGCUACCCGUUAUUCAUGGUUCCGCCAAAAGUAAUACCGCCAUUCUGGCAUGCUAUUUUCACCAUCCUUGUGAACGAUACAAUGGUGCGGCAGGCAGCAAUGGCUUUUAAGUUGGUGUUGCUUAUGUAUUAUAGGAAUGGCAAGGGCCAUAAUUUCCGUAGGCAGGGUCAAAUGCUGACUCUGGUCGAGUAUGGGCUGCUGUUGUACCGUGCAUUCUUACCUGCUCCAGUCUGGUACCGGUUCUUUCUAAAUAAAGAAUAUGGGAGUCUCUUUUCGUCUUUGACAACAGGGUUAUAUUUAACUUUCAAGCUUACAUCCAUUGUUGAGAAGGUUGGAUCUUUCUGGACCGCAAUGAAGGCGUUAUCACGAAAGGAUGUCCAUUACGGAUCCUAUGCAACACCAGAACAGGUUCUUGAAGCUGGAGACUUGUGUGCUAUUUGCCAAGAAAAAAUGCAAGCUCCAGUGUUAUUACGCUGUAAACACAUCUUCUGUGAAGAUUGUGUUUCAGAAUGGUUCGAAAGAGAAAGAACAUGCCCUUUAUGCAGAGCUGUGGUGAAACCAGCAGAUUUACGUUCAUUUGCAGAUGGAUCCACGAGCCUGUUCUUCCAGUUAUUUGUUGCUUUGGUGACCAUUGGAUCUUUCUCUAUGAGUUUGGAUUUUUCAUCAUUGCAAGGAGGAUUUCAACAAUCAGAGUUUGCAGCGUUUGACUCUUUAAUGGAUGCUAUGUAUGACCCAUCCAGUAAUUCAAAUUUGGAGAUUGAUGAGAAUGAUAUAGAUUUACUAUCAGUGUCGUGGAAUCAGGAUUAUGGCUGUUUUGCCGCUGGUACAAACCAUGGUUUUCGUAUAUAUAACUGUGACCCUUUUAAAGAAACCUUUAGACGUGAUCUCAAAAGUGGGGGAUUUGGGAUAAUUGAGAUGCUUUUUCGAAGCAAUAUUCUUGCACUUGUUGGUGGUAAAGGUAAUACACAGUAUCCUCCUAAUAAAGUAAUAAUUUGGGAUGAUCAUCAGAGUCGGUGCAUUGGUGAAUUUUCAUUUAGGUCAGAUGUUAGAGCGGUAAAAUUAAGACGCGAUCGCAUUGUUGUUGUUCUUGAACAUAAGAUAUAUGUUUAUAAUUUUAUGGAUCUGAAGCUUCUACAUCAGAUAGAGACCAUAGCAAAUCCUAGAGGACUUUGUUGCUUAUCGCACCAGGUAAAUACAUCUGUGUUGGCUUGCCCUGGUCUAAGGCGAGGACAAGUUAGGGUUGAACAUUUUGGACUAAAUAUGACAAAGUUGAUCAAUGCUCAUGAUUCUCGUAUAUCAUGCUUAACCAUGACAAUGGAUGGGCUUCUUCUUGCCACUGCCAGCACAAAGGGGACACUGAUUAGAAUUUUCAACACCAUGGAUGGAACUCGAUUACAAGAGGUACGCAGGGGAGUGGAUAGAGCUGAUAUAUACGGUAUUUCUCUUUCAUCAAAUGUCCAAUGGUUGGCUGUGUCAAGUGACAAAGGGACUGUGCAUAUAUUUAGUCUCAGAGUACGGGUGGGCAGUGAGGAUUCAUCCACUCAAUCUACAGCUAGCCAUACUCCAUCACUAUCACAUCAGAAUUCUUCAUCUUCCCUUGAUGGCCUCAUUUCUCCUAGUGCUGCGGGAGCCAAUCCUGGUUCUUCGCUAUCUUUCAUGAAAGGGGUGCUCCCAAAAUAUUUUAGCUCCGAAUGGUCAUUCGCUCAGUUUCACUUGCCUGAAUGCACCCAGUACAUGUCUGCAUUUGGAUCACAGAACUCAUUGAUUAUUGUCGGCAUGGAUGGAAGUUUCUACAGGUGCAUAUUUGAUCCAGUUAAUGGAGGAGAGAUGGUACAACAUGAGUACGUACGAUUCCUGAAAACUGAACGGAAGCUUAGAUAAGAGCCUUCUCCCUUUCAAAUGUGAAUUCCUUUACCAUGUGUAUAUCAUCACUUACCUUUCUCUAAAUAAGGACUUUGAGCUUCCAGAUAGUUAUCUGUCUUGAUCUAUUGGCCUUAAAUCUUCAUAUCUCGUAAGAGAAUAAAACAAUAAUUAUAACAAUUGUAGCAGAAAGCACUGGGUGAAACAUGUUCGCUAUAGUGUCGUAGGGGUGGUUAACAGGAUUGCAGCAAGUUGUUAUUUGUGAAUUGUGAAUAUUGUGUACUUUGUGUUACAUACAAGACAAUAUUCAUUUUGCUGCAUAUCUAAUUUGUGGAGAUGUUGGUCUGGUAACAGUCACAUUUAUGUACAUUAUAAACUAGUGCUACUUAAGCAUAGCUUCUAUUAUUUAUUUCUUAAUUUUUUUUGGUGAUAUUAGUAA
Messenger RNA from Erigeron canadensis, 3120 nucleotides. RefSeq lists its product as uncharacterized. The transcript has 12 exons. The record is from RefSeq and is a predicted model, not a curated record. Lineage: Eukaryota; Viridiplantae; Streptophyta; Magnoliopsida; Asterales; Asteraceae. Gene Ontology annotation, biological process: positive regulation of ERAD pathway. Bases 90 to 2702 code for a protein of 870 amino acids. Gene Ontology annotation, molecular function: protein binding; ubiquitin protein ligase activity.